Messenger RNA from Stegostoma tigrinum, 3752 nucleotides. It is a transcript of the gene rbm22, whose product is annotated as RNA binding motif protein 22. Lineage: Eukaryota; Metazoa; Chordata; Chondrichthyes; Orectolobiformes; Stegostomatidae. The record is from RefSeq and is a predicted model, not a curated record. Gene Ontology annotation, molecular function: metal ion binding; pre-mRNA binding; U6 snRNA binding. Gene Ontology annotation, cellular component: Prp19 complex; U2-type catalytic step 2 spliceosome; U2-type catalytic step 1 spliceosome.
AUGGCGACGUCGUUGGGGGCGAACACGUACAACCGGCAGAACUGGGAGGACGCGGAUUUUCCGAUUCUCUGUCAAACAUGCCUUGGAGAUAACCCCUAUAUUCGAAUGACAAAGGAGAAAUACGGGAAAGAGUGCAAGAUCUGUUCCCGGCCUUUCACUGUUUUCCGUUGGUGUCCCGGAGCUCGGAUGCGUUUUAAGAAAACUGAGGUGUGCCAGACAUGCAGCAAGCUGAAGAAUGUGUGCCAGACCUGCCUGCUGGACCUGGAAUACGGUUUGCCCAUCCAGGUCCGUGAUGCAGGAAUAUCCCUCAAGGAUGAGAUGCCAAAGUCUGAUGUCAAUAAGGAGUACUACACACAGAACAUGGAGCGAGAGAUCCAGAACUCGGAUGGGACGAGACCUGUGGGUGCUCUGGGCAAAGCCACCAGCUCCAGCGACAUGCUGCUGAAAUUAGCCAGGACCACACCGUACUACAAACGCAACCGGCCGCACAUAUGCUCCUUCUGGGUCAAGGGAGAAUGCAAGCGAGGAGAAGAGUGUCCCUACAGGCAUGAAAAACCAACUGACCCGGAUGAUCCUUUGGCUGAUCAGAAUAUCAAGGAUCGUUACUAUGGCAUUAAUGACCCAGUGGCUGACAAGUUGCUGAAACGGGCAGCGACCAUGCCCAGGUUGGACCCACCAGAGGACAAGUCCAUUACAACUCUGUACGUGGGAGGUCUUGGGGAGCAGAUCUCCGAGACAGAGCUACGGAACCAUUUUUACCAGUUCGGAGAGAUUCGCUCCAUUACUGUGGUCCAGCGUCAGCAGUGUGCAUUCAUCCAGUUUGCCACCAGGCAGUCCUCCGAGCUCGCAGCUGAGAAAUCAUUCAACAAACUCAUUAUUAAUGGACGGAGGCUGAAUGUCAAAUGGGGCAGGUCACAAGCUGCCAGAGGGAAAGAGAAGGAGAAAGACCCCAAUGUUUCAGAGUCUGGAAUGAAGCUGGAGCCAGUUCCAGGGCUGCCUGGUGCAUUGCCCCCACCUCCACCAACCGUUGAGGAGGAGACUCCCACCAACUUCUUCAACCUUCCGCCCAGUGCUCCACCUGCCGUGAUGAACAUAUCACUGCCUCCUCCACCUGGCAUUGCGCCACCCCCACCACCAGGGUUUGGAGCCACCUUGUUCCAUGGCAUGCCGCCUCCACCACCUCCCUUCCUACGGGCUCCAGGUCCCAUCCAUUAUCCAUCACAGGACCCUCAGCGGAUGGGUGCCCACACAAACAAGCCCAGUAAUGCCUAAGACCAGACUGAAUUUGACUCUUCGACUCGCCUGCUCCAGGCUGUCAGGCAUCAACGUCAACCGAACCGGAGUUUUGGGAAAGUUGCGUUCUCGAGCGUCUUUUUUUUAAAAAAAAAAUGAAUCCCACAUCCAUUCCAACACUUUUUUAAAACAUUUUAGGAUUUGGCAGACUUGGUUUUAUUGCUGCCCCACCUGAGCAGAGAGCAGUAUGAGUGGCUUCUCUCUAUUCCCUCUUUGCUGAUUGGGCAGGGUUGGGAUUUGCUUCUGACCCAUGUUGUUGAGCAGCACGGUUCUUGACCUCACCCCCUGCCCUCUCAAGGUAAAGGGUUGACCGGUACCCUGUCCAGGUAGAGGCCUGAGGUACACUUGGCUAGAUUGUAAAUUGCAUGCCUUUCUUCCCUUUCCACCACCCUCCUCACUCCCCCUCACAAAACCUCUCAUAAACUGUGUAUCCUGUAUCAUCCCCAUCUCAACUCCUGCUCUCAGAAGUUCCAGUGUUUACCCUGUGGGUGUUGAGCCUCACAGAUGAGGAAGUACGUUCCCGCACUGUCACUGUCACAGACACUGCAGCAAUGGAGACGCUGAAGUAUGGCCUGUACCUCUGGGCUUUACGGGCUGGUGAGGAGCAGGGACCUGUAUUAAAAUGCCUCUCGCUCACAGCUCAGUUCCAGCUGCGAAACCCUUUACCACGACCUUCUCACCAAGUGCCACAGCCCAGCUUGAAUACCAAAUAAUACUGAACCAGUAACUUGAGGGCUAGGUGCUUGCUGAGAUCUGUGCCCUCUGAGGUGUGCAGAACAUGGGCUGGGCGACAGGUGUCAUUUGAGCAAAAUUGUUUCUUUUUUAAAAAAAAAAGGCAAAGCACAAACAAGCUGGCAUUUGGCAUUUGUGUUAAGCCUGGAUUAUUAUCUGUGUGUGUGUGAAUGUGAAUGAUCAUGCCUAACUGGAGCCUAGAAACACUGCGCUUCCUUGAUGGUUAGAAUGGAAGCUGUCGUGAGCAUACAUGAGUAAAUUGAAGGCUUUCAUUCACCGGAGCUUCACAGAGCCUGCAGGGUCCACCUCGCAGGAAUGAAGUGGUGAGUUACGCGACCAGUAGAGACUGUGGAAGGCCAGUGGUAAACAUGCGAUUAUAACCAUUGGUGCUGGUAUCGUGCAUGCUCUACAUUGCCUGCCUCUGUUUCAAUCUUUAUUAAUCAUUUUUAUUUUGUCCAGUCAGACAUCAGAAGCCAGAAAUUGGAAAAUUAGUUAUCCAUCAGGCUUGUGAUUGACACAAGUCUAGGUGAAUUCUUUACUUUAAAAGUGUUUGUACACUGAAUAAGUGUGACCUGGCGUGGGCCUGGUGUGUUCUUUUCUGGAUUAGGGAGGUACAGCAGUAUAUUAUACCCUGUGCCACAACCAAUAACCUACAGGUCAAGCAAAGCGAUCCAUGUGGUGGUAGGACACUUGCUGGAAUGUUCUACCUGUGUGUCUGUUGUUGGUCUCUGUUUCCUGGUGUCAUGUGGAAUGUGGCUGCAUCAAGCAGUGAGACUGCACGCAGGGGUGCGAGUACAUUUUGUUUUUCGACAUCCUGCUGGUAGUUUUGGGUCCUUUACGCUAACCCCACUUUCAUCCUGGACUGCACUGAAAAUCCGACUCAAUACCGUAUUGCCUUUUUAAAAAAAAUUUAUGCUACUGUUUGUUUAUAGGUAAGGUGCUGAAGGUGAAAGGUUAUUGCGCAGCAAUGGGGCAGCCAUUGUGAGCCUCACAUUAAUUGUUCAUCGAGAGCUGUUUUUGUGAAUGGUUUCCAGUGACUGCCUGCAGAAACUCUGAAAUGCUGCUGCCAUUGAUCCACCUCCACCUGACCAAGCUGUCAGCUGUUGAAGGUAUCAGUCCCUUCAAUGAGAUAAAAAUUCAGCAGUUCCCUACUCCUGCCCUGCCUCAAAACCCCAUCCCUAAAUGUCCAGCUGUGAGCAGUGACGAUGAAUGAACCAUCUGGCUUUGUGGAGAGCUGGGGGUGCAGAAUUGUCUGGUUAUCCCUGCAGAUUUAUAUUUUUACAGUGGGAUUGAGAGGCUUGAUUGGGACAAGGUGACCUCUGAUCCUCCUCUGCACAGCCCAGACCCAUAGCAGUGAACCCUGCUUUCCCUAAUGAUGGGCAGACUGGUCCCUGUGACUCCCCCCAGAUGAAGUGUCCCAGUGGAGUAACAGAAGUUUAGCAUGCACUGAGACAAUCCAUUCUCAAAGUCACACUGCACAACCUGAUCCCAACUUUGCUUUAUAAAUGUAGAAUCCUGUUUUCUUUUAAUGUCCUAAAAUGCUUGUUGCUGCAUUUGAAGUUUAAAGACCUUUGCGUGCUCUUCAGACUGCACUGGGGAGACAGUGAUGCUGCCCCUUUACAGCGUGGUUGGCAGAGGGUAUGGAACUUGUCACUCAUAAAACUGCAAAAUGUGAAUUGUGAUCCUGUCAGUCCAUUCAAACCCAUAAAGGUUCAUCUUUUUGAUAA